Psilocybe cubensis is the source of this 2892-nucleotide messenger RNA. RefSeq lists its product as uncharacterized. Lineage: Eukaryota; Fungi; Basidiomycota; Agaricomycetes; Agaricales; Agrocybaceae. Bases 1 to 2892 code for a protein of 963 amino acids. The record is from RefSeq and is a predicted model, not a curated record. The transcript is spliced from 4 exons.
AUGCAGCAAAUCUCCAACGUGCGCACUUUGAUGAUCAAUGGAGGGAAAUUCACGCAGGCGCGCAAUGUCUACGAAGCAGGGAAGGACGCAGGCGAGUUCUAUCAAUCUUUAGACGCAGUAUACGACUCCGCGGAGCGGUUCCUAAAUGCUCAAUGUCACCCAGGCACCCGAGAGCGGAUCAUCGAGACCAUCAUGGAGUGGAUUGACGACCCGACUCCUGAAAAGCAGGCCCUGUGGCUCUAUGGUGCCGCAGGCGCCGGAAAAUCUGCAAUCGGCCAAUCCAUUGCCACGAUGCUUAAGGAGUGUUCUGCGAAUCGCAGAUACGGUUCGAGCUUUUUCUUUGCAAAGGGCGUCCCUGGACGUGGAGAUGGGAACAAACUAUUUUCUACCAUUGCCUAUGAGCUUGCCAUCAAUUUUCCUGAAUACCGCGCCGUACUUGACACCAUCAUGCAGGAGAAUCCUACACUCCCCACCAAGUCCAUUAACAUUCAACUUCAAAAUCUCAUUAUCAGACCACUUGCAAAAGUGCGCAAUUGGCCGGCCCAUCACCCAGUGGUCAUCAUCGACGGCCUGGACGAGUGUUCCGGAGAGAAGCGUAUGCAGGUCGGAAUUCUGUCGACCAUUGCGAAUUCCAUUAUUCAACAUCACAUCCCGCUGCGCUUUCUAAUUAUCAGUCGUCCUGAGUACUGGAUUGCCGAUGCGUUUGAAACUGGACGUUUUAGCUCUAUCGUAAAACGCCUCUCUCUGCAAGACGACCUUGAAGCCAACGCUGGGAUAAGAACUUAUCUGCGUGAUGAAUUUAAUAGAAUCUACGACGAAAACAUCGAAGUAAUGCAUUCUAUUCCUCGCACGUGGCCUGAGGAUCACAUCAUCGACGGAUUCGUUCAUCUCGCUUCUGGUCAAUAUGUUUAUGCAUCCACUGUCAUAAAAUUCAUCGGAGAUUCCCUACAUUGUGAUCCCUUUGAACAGCUUCGCAUAUUGUGCUCACUGGACCCUCAUGAUGCUCAAGCAUUCUCUGAACUGGACCAGUUAUAUGCCGCCAUUUUGUUGUCUUAUCCACACUGGGACAGGCUUAAACUUGUUCUGAGUGUCAUUGCGUACUACGGUUAUACCAAUUCUGAAAGCCUCAUGGAACUUGUUCUUGGUGUUCCUCCUUCAGAGCUGCGUCAAAUUUUGCGCAUUGGAGCAUCCCAAUAUCACCUAGGUCUUCCACAAAGAGCUGUCCGUGCUGUCCUCCGUCAUAUUACAAAACUUACGAGCUCAGAAAUGAGUAUUAUUAUCAAUGAGCUCACAUCUCUCUACUCAACACUGGAUGGGAUCUUAUUCAACACAGACAAAUUUAUUCCUCGAUCCAAGCACAUAUUGUGGAUCCUUUCAAGGUUCAAGGAUUCGCUACUACGUGAUUUGUGCUGGAGAAAAGAGAGAAUCAGAAAUAAAUUGACGUCUCUACUGGAUCUACUACAAUCACUUCAACGACUUGUAAACAUGGCGUUCAGUAUUUCAGCGCAGGAGGUUCUCAAGACCAUCCCUAUGGACGGGCCCAUUUUUGGAUAUUUUGUCAGGCGUAGCUGGAACCAGGGCACAAAACUCUCAUUCAAUAUUGCAAGCUUUCGGGACAUAGGCGAGAAGAUGAAUAUUACGCACGAUGUCAUUAUAUCGGAGCUCCAAAGUAUACACGACAUCGUGAAUAUCUGUCAAGUAAACGGAGGGCUCGUGGAAACCAUUAUCGACUUAUUCACAGAGGAAAUCGACAAAAUACCGAAAGCGUGCUUGCGUCCAUCCCUAUUAGCAGAGUGGGAAACUCCAGGUCUCAUCGAUGUGGUUGAACAACUUAAUCAACUCCUCAACACAACUGAAGACGUGCCGGAUUUGCUAUUGAGAGCAGUUGCCAACUUCUUGCAUUGCCCAGCACAGUCAGAUAUCCACUCACAAGAAUAUUUCCAAGUGCCCCACAAGAUGAUUAUACUUAAUAUUCUCAUGCAUCCGCAGCUUCCGAAGUCUCCAGAACACCUCGCAAGAUAUGCGGCAGGUUCAUUGGACUGGUUCCGCAGACAAUUGACAGGACCAAAUAGACGUGUACUUGAGGAACACGAUGGCACACUAAUUUUAAGAUUGGAGAGGGCAGCUAGAGCCACGUUCCUUGCCCUCCUAUCAUUAUACAUCAAACAUUCUUCAUUCUUCGUCGUUAGCGCUAUGCUGAGUGAUAAUUACCCGACAGAGUAUCAGGACCAACACCAUAUUAUGGACGUAUCUCCGAUGAUUGAUGGCACAUACCUUGUUUCGCGGUAUGUAGACACCGAAGGUGCUAACACUGAAUCAUGGCUCACAUCGAGAGUUCUCAAUGAAUGCCUGGAGGAGGUUGAGAAGUCAUUGGGUUCCCAACAUCCUCAGUGGCCCAUUCAACCCUCGGAUUGGUAUCCCCAUCUUGCUGCAUUUCUUCUUAAUGUAUUUGCAGAAAGCUUUUACGUCUCUACUGAAGAAAAGCUUUACGUAUUCAGCGUGUUGAUAUCAAAUAGCUUUUCCCCAAUACUGCUCCAGUGCAUGCCUUAUGCAAUUCCAACCCAGGAGAACCUAAAAAAGAUUAGAUUAAUGCGCCAUUUAUGGCAUAAAGUCCAUCGAAGAUAUCGAUGGAGACCUGCGGCUGGAUUCAGUGACCUUACCAUGGAAUUUUUGGCGGUGCGGCAUUUCCUUCGCUCCCAAAUUUUUGUAUACUCAUGGUUAUAUCAGAAAUAUGACCGCAAAACGUUUUGUGGCAUGGAAUACGAUAAUUUGAUUUCUUGGCUGGUUGAACUGAGAGCGACAGAGUCUCGCAGAAUUCUUGGGGUUAAUAUUAGUGACGAUAUCAAUUAUAAUAUGUACACGACAGACGAGGAGGGGCCUGGUACACAGUAA